GUAUGUUAUGUAAUUUGUUAUCAAACAUAAAGAAAAACCCAUUACUAUAUUCUCAAAUCCUCAUCUUAGAAUGAAUAAAAAAACUCAGGCUGCAAUCACUAACACGUACUGUGGCUAUUAAUUAGGUUUUCUCAUGCGAUAAACAUUCCUCACUUGCUUUUGCAGCAAAAUCCACCUGCACUCACUCACCUUUAUGAUCAUCACCGAUGGGCAUCCACAUGGAAUGCCCUGCACCUCCACCUGCACCGCGGAUCAUGAAUCUGUAUCAUGAUCCUGCACGUUUUUGCCUUCUUAUCCUCCUUCUCGUGCCGCCGGUCACGGCACAGUUUCAAAACUCGCCUCCGUCACCGUCGCAGUUGGAUCCUUUCACGAGACUAAGGUUCGACAAGACCAUGGCUGCGGUUCUCGUGAUCCUCGUCGUCGUCUUCUUCGCUUUGGGAUUCGUGUCCAUCUACACGCGCCAAUGCGCCGAGCGCCGGAUCAGGGGGAGGCUCGACCUGGCCGUGGCGAUCGCCGGCGGGAUGGAGCGGCGGCAGCAUCAUGGGCUCGACCGGGCGACCGUGGACACGUUCCCGACGUUCGUGUACUCAGAGGUUAAAGCCCUGAAGAUCGGGAAGGCCACGCUGGAAUGCGCUGUGUGCCUCAACGAGUUUCGCGACGACGAAACGUUGCGUUUGAUCCCCAAAUGCUGCCACGUGUUCCAUCCCGAUUGCAUCGAUGCAUGGUUGGUGAAUCACUCCACUUGUCCCGUUUGCCGCGCCAACCUCUCGCCGAAACCCGAGGACGCGCUUCCUCCCGUUGAGAUUCACAUUCCGGAUUCGGCCCGGCCCAACGGGCCAAACGCAGAGCCCGAUUAUGAUCCCAAUUACAUCAAUCCUGUCCGUGAAGGUGAAGGUGAAGGUGAACGAAACAGAAUAGUUACGGAACCUCUUAGUUUAGAUGAUCCGAACCGAGUCGGUCCCGUUAGGUCUAGAUCGACGGGUUUUGGAGUUUCAAGGCUGUUUCCGCGCUCCCAUUCAACGGGUCAUUCUCUGGUUCGACCGGGAGAGGACUGUGAGCGGUUCACACUGCGGUUGCCAGAGGAUGUGAGGAACCAGUUAAUGAGUUCUGGGACGCUGAACCGGACCAAGAGUUGUGGGGUGACGUGGGAGCGGCAGAGUAGUGGAAGGAGGGGUUACAGAACGAGGAGUGUGGGGAGAAGCUAUCUGCGAUACGAGCGGUUCGGUGGGGAUGGGCGGUUGGACCGGUGGGGGUUUAUGUGGACCCCACCGUUUUGGGGCAGAACCGGUUCGGGGAGAUCAGCAAAGUCAACAAAGAUGAAGGAUGAAGUGGACGUGGGAGAACGUUCCUCUGACCUUUUAUUUACCAGAGAUUGAGGAUGAGAUUCGAGAGACAUUUGGUGUGCAUACAAAUCACCUCUAAUUUCUUAUUAUCAUUUUAUAUAUACAUAGAUUUCGUGUUCAUAGUAUUCCAUUUCAACUUUUUAGAUUUGGAUUUAUAUCAUUUGUAAGUUCGUUCAAAACAGAGACAUAUUUCCUGAAAAAGAAAGGAAAAGACAAUGUAAAAUUCAAUUAUACUUCUAAAU
Messenger RNA from Vigna angularis (adzuki bean), 1585 nucleotides. RefSeq names its product RING-H2 finger protein ATL11. Lineage: Eukaryota; Viridiplantae; Streptophyta; Magnoliopsida; Fabales; Fabaceae. The record is from RefSeq and is a predicted model, not a curated record. The coding region runs from base 207 to 1376 and encodes 389 amino acids. The transcript has a single exon.